UGCGCGUGCGCGGAGCGGCGCGGCGGCGGCGGCGGGAUGAGCGCGGUGCCGGGGCUGCGGGAGGACUGCGAGGGGCUGCUCGGCGCCUUCCAGGAGGCCGACACCGUCCGCUUCGAGCGGUUCGCCGAGCUGUGGCGGGAGCGCCGCUUCCACACCGUCUUCUACGGUAGAAUAAGAGCAUUGGAGAGGAAUAAGAUCACAAAGAAGACUUUAGAACUGGCACAGCAGUACUUCUUGCCACCAUACGCUUUCCAGAUUCGAGUUGGUGCUUUGUACCUUUUGUAUGGGCUCUAUAAUACACAGCUUUGCCAGCCAAAACAAAAGAUCAGAAUCGCGCUGAAGGACUGGCCAGAGGUGCAGAGAUUCCAGCAGGAUCUGAUGGACUCCCAGCAUUAUGAUGCUGUGUAUAUCUUCAGGUCACUGCGGCUCGCCAGAGCUUUCCAUUUCACAGCGAUGCCAAAGCUCCUAAACUACCGAACUAAGAAGAAGAUUCAGGAAAAUGAAUUUAAAGAAGAAUUUAAGGAACCAAGUAACAGAGUGAACAGCCUCAUCACUAAUGAUGUACUGGAGGAACUGAUGAAUAUUCAUGAUCACUAUCAGAAAGUGAAAUGUGUCAUUUCAGCUGACAAAUCCCAGCCAGACAAGGCACUGAGCUUGAUAAAAGAUGAUUUUGUAGUUACUCUUAAAGACAUAACUUUGGAACAUCAGGAAUGGCAGCAGAACAGAAUGAAAAUGUUCCUAAAUGCUAAAGAAACUGAUGAAAUAUCAAACAAAAAGGAGGAAAAGACUUCACUGGAAUCAGAGGGUUCUGAGAGAGCGAGUGCAUUGGCUAGAAUCAAAUACAAGUCAUACUCUGCAGUUGUUGAGGCUUCCAAAUCCAGACGACAUCGUCAAGUGAAAUUGGAAUCUUCUGAAUCAGGAUCAAAUUAUGGGAAAUCUCCAAACCGAAGUAAAAGAAACAGUAGGAGACGCCAGCCAGCAAGGAGGAGAGAUUCUGUGGAAAUCAAAGGUGAAAUGCAAGUGGCAAAUGAAACUGUUACUCAGCAUAUUGGGAUGCCUGUAAUAACAGAAGAGGAGAACUCAGAUGAAGAAGAAGUAUCCCUCCCCAAGAGGAAAAGAAGAUGUUAGAGGAUCCAGUUGGAGAAGCACAAACGUGAAUUUUAAUGACAAAAUGUAAAUGUCAGAGACAACACAAAUUGCUUGGUUUGGAUGCCCUUGAAUGUACAGCAAGAAGCAUCUGGGACCAGAACUACAGGUGAUUCUGGAUACUGGUAGUGGCUGGUGUGCCUUAGCUGUCUCCUGGUACAGCACCUGCUGUGCUUACUCACCUGGUGAAUGACUCUUGUGGGAGACAAAGUUGCUGCACCCUGUCUGAGGUGGAAAGAGAGGAUGGUUGGUGGUUGUAUUGAGCUUGUACAAUGCAAGUUACCACUUGGAACUCUUGUUGGUCUGCAGUGAUGAUUUUAGCUGAGACUGUUAAGAGAACAACUCACAAAAGGUUUGCCCAUAUGUAACAUGUUUGAAAUCUUUUAUCUCUGAACAUAAAGUUAAUGUUACUGACUGUUGAAAACUAGUAUAAUAAAUUAUUUUUCACAGUUUA
Colius striatus (speckled mousebird) is the source of this 1600-nucleotide messenger RNA. It is a transcript of the gene SNAPC1, whose product is annotated as small nuclear RNA activating complex polypeptide 1. Gene Ontology annotation, cellular component: snRNA-activating protein complex. Gene Ontology annotation, molecular function: sequence-specific DNA binding. NCBI's taxonomy places the organism in Eukaryota, Metazoa, Chordata, Aves, Coliiformes, Coliidae. The transcript has 10 exons. The coding region runs from base 37 to 1128 and encodes 363 amino acids. The record is from RefSeq and is a predicted model, not a curated record. Gene Ontology annotation, biological process: snRNA transcription by RNA polymerase II; snRNA transcription by RNA polymerase III.